Molecule: messenger RNA, 1404 nt
Organism: Emiliania huxleyi CCMP1516
Lineage: Eukaryota; Haptophyta; Isochrysidales; Noelaerhabdaceae
Exons: 6
Coding region: 1-1404 (467 amino acids)
Source: RefSeq, a predicted model, not a curated record
AUGUCAGUCGUGCUGCAGCUCGCGGCGGCGGAAGAGAUUGCGACCGAUCUCAGGCUCGCCGCGGCGUCGGAGGACGCUCGGUUAUCCGCAGCUACACAGCUGGAGCUGCUUCAUGCGCAGAUGGCCUCGCUUCAGGCCCGUGUUCGCAAAAUGGAGGAGGAGGCGGCGGCGCCGUCGGCAAGUGGCAUAUUCAGCCUCAAGGAGAACUCGGUUCUCAGCACGGCGACCGCAAACACGGGCGACCUGCUCGAGGUGCUCGGCUCGCUGCUCGAGGAGGCGGACGUCUCCAGCGUCUUCAACAUGUACGGCUGGUGUCUCGAUACCGCCUUCGGAGACGUGCAGGAGGGGGGUGGCGUCAACCUUCUCUCGGCGAGCGGCAAGAUCCUGCUGCUUGCGGCGCUCGCCUUCAUCCAGCUUACCUUUGCCUUUGGCGUGUACGACGUCUCGAUGCUGUUCAAGCUGCGCGACGACACGAACGCCUUCAAGCCCUUCGUCGACAACUCGCUCUUCUACGCCGACGCGGCCACGGACGGGCGCGUGCCGAUCAUCAACAUCUACUGCUCCGCCUUCUCGCUCCUCCUCCUCUCCAUGCUCGUACGGCAAGAGACGCAAGGCACCAUCCUCUCGAUGUGCCCCCUCGAGCCCAUCCUGCUUCCCCCGCCGCCCGCGCAGCGGAACAAGCCGACCGCCCCGCUGACCGCCGCCGGCAUGGCGGAGCGCGCGGUGUUCGCGAUCGUGCUGCAGGUCUUUUGGAGCAUCCGGAUGUGCAUGCUCCCUGGGAUGUGCCUUAUUGCAACUUCGCUCAUCAACGCGCAAGCGGACAACGCCCUCGACAUCGUCCUCAACUCGGCGGCCGCCGCCGUCGCGUUUAUCCUCGAGCUGGACGAUUUGCUGUACGAGCAGAUCGUGCCGCUCCAGUCGCGCGCUGCCUACGAGGAGCGGCAGAGCAACUCGCCCCGCGCCUCGUCCCCCAUCGCGUCGCGGCGCGGCCGCACGCUGGAGCCUUCUAGGCGCGGCCGCACGCUGGUUGGCUUCUACUCGAACGCGGUCCUCGCCCUCGAUUUUGCGAUCGGCCUCUGCUGCUACCUCGCGUCUGCCGGGGACGGCGGCAAGGAGAGCCGGCUCGUGCCGGGGCUCUACCCAAGCAGCGAGCCCGACUACCCGCUGGAGUACACCUACCUCAAGUACCACGUGCGGGCGCUGUGGGCCGACGAGUUCAGGGCGUCGCUCUCGCUCUGCUCCGCCGCGCUCGCAGGGCGCGUCGGACUCCUGCGCGUCCUCCUGUACGGCGUCGCCGUGCUCGGCUUUGCGUGCGCCGUCUACACGAUCGGCCAGGCCGCGCUGCUGCAGCCGUUGGGGGGAGCCUUCUCGGACCCUUCUCGGAACCGUCUCGGAACCUUCUAG